GAAACUUAGAUCCCUUCGCCUAAAACUUAUAUCAUUUUCGGGUGCUCACAGUUAUCAGAGCCCUUGAAAAACCUAGAGCCUAUACAAAAAAUAAUUAUACAAAAUAAUUUGUUCAGAAAGAAAUAGAACAACGGGCUUUCCGAAUUAGGAAGGGCUACUGCAGAUGAACUUGCGGCGGAUAACACAUUCCCUAAAAGGAACACCGCGCCUAUUGGUGACUGACUAGAACAGGAUAAGGCGAAGACCAACCCUUGAUUGGCCUUGCGUUUACGAGCUAGGAACUGAUACAGUGACACAGUGAGAUCUACUAAAAGUUAUACAAUCAUGGAUUCGGAGGAGAAUGGCGGCUACAUGUACAGCUGUGAGUCGUGCGAAUCAAAACACAUGCUCUCGAAACAGGGUACAGGAUCGGUUGGAUCUGGGUCCGGCUCAUCGCAAUCAACCAACGCGGUGCAUGCAUCAUCUUCAUCUAUAUCAGAUGGGAGCGCUUCAGGGUAUUGCAUGCAGGAUAAUGAAACAGAUUCGGAUAAUUCAGACGAUAUGAAUUCGAUGGACUUGAGGCAUUGGAACUUUGUGGAACACUUUAAAAAGGAUCCGACUGGUUUCCUCGAUGAAAUUGUCGAACGUUAUAUACAUCUGAACAAUGUGGUCAAGUUGAAAAGUAAUGCGGCCAAAAAGGAAAAACAGAUUCUGUCGAACGAGAAGAAGAUGAACAGCGAUCUGCGCCAAGAGCUAGAGAAUUGUAGAAAGAGUCUGGAGAGUGUGAGCACCACCUGCCGCAACUUGGCAGCUGAAAGUCAACAUUUUAUGGGGGAAUUGGAACGUGCCAGGCAGAAGUUUUACGAACAGCGCUCUGAACAAAUGCAGGAGCACAACGGAGUUUGUGCCGUCCUCCGAAGCGAAUUGCAGCAGGCCCAAGAGAUGUGCCAGAGCCUGGCCGAUGAAAAAGAAAAGCUCGUCGAAGAGGUAGACUUCUACAAGAGUCUGGGAGAGGGAGAGAGAGCGUCCGGCGGCCCCAAUCGGAAAUACAAAUUACUUUGUGCCGCUCUUAAAACCGAGCUCCACCAUAAUCAAACUGUUAUUCAGGACUUGGGAAAGUACAACGAAGACUUAGAGGAGAAAGCCAUCGGUGCGACCGAAGAAAUGCAGAAUCUGAGCGCUGAAAAUGAAAAGCUUCAAGUGGAACUGAAGUUCUACAAGAACCAGUACUUUGACGAGAACUCCGAGGAAGUGCAAAAGAACAAAGAACUGCAGCAGGAACUCACAGAGGUGCAAUCAAAUUUCAAGAGCCUGGCCACUGCCAAUGAGAAGCUUUUAAAGGAAAUAGAGAUCUACAAGACUGUCUUUUACAAAGACAAAUUGGCGGCGAAUGAGAAAGUCAAGGAAUUCUGUCGUAAACUCCAAGGAGAGCUCCUCGAGAAAAAUAAAACUCUUGAGAAAGUUCGUUCCACGAACGAAAAGUUACAAGACAAAGUAGGUCACAUGAAAUUAAUGUUGAACCGCUUGGACCUCCAUUCAAAGGGACUCAAAAUAGCCCUCGAUGAGAACUCUGAACUUGAAAAGCGGAUGGUUGUGCAAAAGAAGGCCAUAGAGCUACUCGAAUCUCUGAACGCAAAGUUACGUGCGGAUGCCACAAAUACACGCGAUUGCUUCAAGAAGCUGAGGGAAAGCUUUAAACUUGAACUGGCCAAAAGACAGGUCCACAGCUGUUCAGAAUGCUCACGGCAGGGGGAGGGCGAGGGCGAUGGGGCUGGUGCUGGUGCUGGUGCUGACCACGAGCAUGGAAAGAACCAAAAACUGCACUCCCUGCUCAUGAAGAUGGUCCGUCAUGUGGAUAAGCUGUCCAAAAUAAGCCGCACCGCCAACACCAGUCCCAGCAGCUCCAGCAGCAACAUCUCGAUGUCCCAGAUUCUAGGACGGAACCACCUGAAGAUGGACCCCGAGGAGGUACUAGAAGAUGUGUUCAAGACAUUCUGUGACUUGGCCACCGACUACUGGGUGACCCAGAUGCAUCCUAUGCAAUCGAUGGAGGCCAGGCCAUCGACUGGAAGCUGUCGUUCAUCAGACGAUGAAAAUUAACUGGAAACUCAUCAGCAAUAAUGCAACCUACAGUACAGUACAUCCACUAUACACUACACUACAUACAAUACAUAUACACAACUAGAGUUUGUCUAUACAUGUACUAUUGUUAUAUUUUUUACGAUUUAUGAACGGGGACAUCUAUGUACCCAGACACCCCACUAUACCAGCAAUGUAUCAUUCAAAUUCACCAUUGUACUAUUUUGUAUUCACACAGUUUUUCAAAAUUAAUUAUCAAAAUUCAACGCGCCCAGUGGGAAAACUAGUUCCAAGGAACCAGAACUUGGUGGUGGGUGCAUAUACAUAUUGAAUUGCAAUAAAUUGAGCUCUUUUCCUGGUUAAA
This is a messenger RNA of Drosophila persimilis, 2422 nucleotides long. Its product is annotated as ELKS/Rab6-interacting/CAST family member 1. The transcript is spliced from 4 exons. The record is from RefSeq and is a predicted model, not a curated record. The coding region runs from base 325 to 2079 and encodes 584 amino acids. NCBI's taxonomy places the organism in Eukaryota, Metazoa, Arthropoda, Insecta, Diptera, Drosophilidae.